GCAGAAAUUCGAAGCGCACGAAAAUACAUAAAAUACACACGAAAUUAUUGUAAUGGCAAGAGACAAGCGAGCAGCAAAACGAAUUUAUAAAAUGAAAAUUUAUUAAUAAACUUGUUUAAGCCAAGAAACGUGUUAAUGCAACGUCAGACAUAUAGCAGUGCAAUCGCGUCCUCGUCCUCCUUUACCUCUGCCGCAGUUGCUUCUGCUGCUGCGGUCGCUGUUGCCGCUGUUUUUGUUUCCCCCAUCGCACCCCUUGUCGGUGGUGUUAAUGUGUUAAUAUUUUUAUUUUUUUGUUGCUGAAAUUGUGCUCGUGUGCUGUGUGUGUGCAUAUCUGUGUUUUAUGUGAAAGAAGAAAAGGUGAAACAAAAAGGCAAGACAAUUCGUAUGCAGGAAUUGUCGUCAUCAGUCGUCUACCAUUAGCCGCCAGUCGCUCUUCUGUCUGUGGCCGUUGUGUCAGGUUUAGAUUCAAUCAAGCGGCAAGACUUAAAGCACUCAAAAACUCAAGGGCUCUGCCAACAUUGUACCAAUCCAGAAAAUUUACUCCCCUACCUCUGUCUGCCGUUAUAGUCUGCCGUGUAUUUGCGUGCGUGAAAGAGGUUCACACGGAGAUUGGACUACUGCAACGACCGCACUGUACACGAAAAGUGCGGCGAGAAGGCCAGAAGAGCUCGUGAAUGCGUUUGGACGGAGGAGCGUGAGAGACGAUACGCACAAAUCAGUGACGCCGUAUGAGAGCGGAAAAUCCAGAGAGUGGUGGCGCAUCGCUUAAGAUCGGCGGGAACCUGAGAGAAACUGCAGGGCGUGCGUGCGUGAGGGAACGGGUGCAUUCAACUCCUCACGCACAUAUGCUGGCCCUCGCCAGACCCAGACAGCCGCCGCCGCCACCUCCACCGAAUGCCAAUCCCAGACAACGUUUAACAUCCGCGUCCACGGCACUGACAACAGCACGAAAUGACUAUUCUGCUCCUACGCUGAAUCCCCAACGGAAACCAAAUCUCGUUGAAGGCGCCUCUACGUCAUCCCCAACCGAAAUGCUCGCGUCGACGUCAAACAGUGCCGCUCUCUCUGCCGCCUCUGGCUCAAUGGAUGCCUGCGACGAGCGAACGAUGCUGCUGAGCGAGACACCAAAGAAUGAUGUCUGUGCUCCUGCUCCUUCUCCGCCCACAACGCUGCCACUUGUUCAUACAACAACCACGACGUCGACACAUCCGUCCCAGCAGCAACACCAUCAGCGGCAGAACAUUAACAACAACAAUGCAAGAAUCGAGGCCAGUGCGAGCAGCGGUAAUAGCUGCAGCGCUAGCGCCAAUGUCAGCAGCAACAACAACAACGAGAACAAUACGAUAUCUGCAGACUGUGACGCAGACGGUGGCGUCGAAGCCGGCGCUGGCGAUGAUCUGUCCAGCGAUCUCAGCGAUAGAUUUCCACGCCCGCCUGCAACCUGCGCCUUCGCUACCGCCACCGGCAACCCAAAGAAACCCGGAAAACUUAGCAAAUUGGGAUCCAAAAGCGUCGGCCUCAAACGAGUUUCCUUUGGCUCCUCCAAGGGAUCCAUGGUGGAGACAUUGGUUUUUGAGACGCCCACUCCGCUGUCGGAGCAAGUGGAGGCGACAUUUGGCUUUGAAGCGGCGACCUCUGCGACAGAUGGCGUUGCCGUGGCCGCGGGUCAGCCGCAGCUGCCGUCGCAGUUGCAUCCGCAGUCGCAGUACCUUCCGCCAGUCGGACACGGUGACUAUGCAAAACUGAAUAUGGACGACAGCGGUAUUGAGGUUCAAGAAGAGUCGGAGCGUUCAAUUGUGCGAGUUUCCAUAUACCAAAGCAGUCAGCCGCAACAGAUCUGCCCACCGGUGGAGUAUAUCCAGGGGCCCUAUUCAGACGGCCUGGAUCUAACGAUCGGUAGCUAUACAAUCGACCCAACCACAAUGAGCACGACUUCGGCGACGAUGCAGCAGCAUCAGCAGAUUGGACUUGGGGCUGCCUAUGAUCGUCAGCACAGCACUGAUUCUGGCUGGGAUAAUCCCUUUCGUCCAGGUGGCGAUCUCUCCAGAGAGGCCGACGAAAUCGUCAAUAUGAUUCGCGGUGGGAAGCCAAUUACACCCACAGAGGAUCGUACAAUAGGAAAUGGAAGCGCACAGCAUGCCGAUGACAACUGUAAUGGCGGAACAGCGGUCGGCGAGAGCGUGACCAGAAGCAAUCUCUCGCAGAAUCAAGCAACAGCACAAAACGGUACAAAUUCCCACGCCAGCAAGUUGGCGACAGUGGGCAAUGCAACUGCUGGUGGUGGUGGCGGCGUUGGACGUGACGAGGGUCAAAGCAACAGCAGCACCAACGGCGUCACCGCUUUGGGCCAGGUGUCGAAACAGGUGGUGCCGGGACCAACAUCGGCAAGUCAUGUCGUCAUCGAUGAGAAGAAGAGCAAGAAGAAGGGCUGCUGUGUUGUCCAAUAAUCAUGGACAUCGCUGGCAUACGACAUGGGCUGUUGGGACCGCAGGGUGGCAGUAUGCGCUGGGUGGGGGGUUAUAGAAUGGAAGAAUUGUGUUUUUUUUUCUGUUCGUUUUUUUUAUGUGAUCCCGAAGCCGAGUCCGAGAGCUGGUGUUAAUGUUUUGCUUUUCUUUGCUUUACGAAUUCCAAGAGGAAUAAAAAUAAAAUCAACCAAAUCAAAGGAAAAGAAAGAAAGAGUAAAGAUAAACAAAAAAUCCAAGCACACUGAACACACCAGCAUCAAACGAAAUAACGAGCGGUUCAGUCGCAACAGAAACAACAAAAGAAAACCAAUAACAAGGACAAGGGAGCAAAAUAAGCCACGCUAGAACGAGAACAAAAAGAACUACGCUUAAGCGAGAAGAAAAGGAAUAUAAAAGCAUCAAGAGCAAAAGCAAUAAAGCAACGAGAAGAAAAUGGACCAGCAACAGUAGCAUCAGAAGCAAUAGAAUAAUGCGUGGCAAAAGAGUCAUCACCUCCAUCAGAAGCACUAGAAUAACGAGUGGAAACAAGUAAGAACAACGACCACCAAAGAGCUGCACUUAGGGGCCGCCUUUACCCAUUAUGGGAACUGGCACUUGCAAUCGGUGUAGCCUCGCCACAAUCCAUAACCAAUUGCUCUCCCAAAAUCCUGAAAUCAGUCGCAAUUGCUGUUCUUAGAAAAGAUUUAGCCAGUCAGUGUCCCCGCCAGACCCCCGAGGGACAGUCGCUUCAAUUUUAAACAGCUACCGUAAACACGAAUUGUAAAUCUAAAAUAUAUACCUAAUUAUAAAA
Molecule: messenger RNA, 3255 nt
Organism: Drosophila guanche
Lineage: Eukaryota; Metazoa; Arthropoda; Insecta; Diptera; Drosophilidae
Product: hyphally regulated cell wall protein 3
Exons: 6
Coding region: 729-2447 (572 amino acids)
Source: RefSeq, a predicted model, not a curated record